Molecule: messenger RNA, 1988 nt
Organism: Wyeomyia smithii (pitcher-plant mosquito)
Lineage: Eukaryota; Metazoa; Arthropoda; Insecta; Diptera; Culicidae
Gene: Srp54
Product: probable splicing factor, arginine/serine-rich 7
Exons: 3
Coding region: 214-1803 (529 amino acids)
Cellular component (GO): nucleoplasm
Molecular function (GO): RNA binding
Source: RefSeq, a predicted model, not a curated record
AAUGUUAUGCCCACCCGUGCUUGUUAGCUUGUGUGAGUGAACGGCACAAAUUUGAAGACCUGACAUUAUUCUUUGAAGAAGCUUCAUUUUUCUGCAGCCUCCAACGUUUUUGCGUGCAAAGUGUUAGAAACCAGCGGAUUGAAUUGCGACGGAUUUCACCCGCAAUAGGAGCAAUUUCGCAGGAAAUUUUCUCCACCGCUUGUCGCAAACGCAAUGGCUGGCGGUACCGGCACGAAGGUGGUGCAAAUCACCAACAUUGCUCCGCAAGCUACCAAGGACCAGAUGCAAAGUCUGUUUGGGCACAUCGGAAAGAUCGACGAAAUUCGCCUCUAUCCGACAAUUCGGGAUGUGUCCUGCCCGGUAGUGUCACGUAUCUGUUAUGUCAAGUAUUUCGAAAGCAGCUGCGUUGCAGUGGCACAGCAUUUAACCAACACGGUCUUUAUCGAUCGUGCCCUGAUAGUCAUUCCCGUGCAAAGUGGAAUGAUUCCCGAUGAGUACAAGGCAUUGGAGAUGGCCGCUAAUGGAACGCUGGUUCCGGGAUUGCAUAAUAUAGACGCGCCGAGUAAACUACCACCGGAGGUAGUCAACCGGAUCGACGGAAUGGUACCUAAUCAGGUAGUCAAAACCAUCGAUCCGAAACUGGACGAGAAUAAUCUACCGGAGUAUCCUCCGCUGCCGGUCAACUUUGAUGCGAAAAAAAUUGAAGAAACCAGACGCACCAUUCUGGUGUUGGACAUUAAGUCCGACUGGCGGUUAGAAGAUCUAAUGGAUCAUUUCAAGUCUGCCGGCGAAAUUAAGUACGCCCGAUUUGCAGAGAACGACCGCUCCCGUUAUGCUUUGAUGGAAUUUUGCGAGCAGCGUAGUAUCAUUUCCGCUCUGAAGCUGCAGGGAUCUGAUUUUCGUGGGUACCGCCUCAAUGUACACCACUCGACGCAGCCGAUCGUAAAACCGGAAGCAAAAAGCAAUGAAGCUGCCCAGAAAGAAAUUGAGGAGGCAAUGUCGAUUGUCAAAGAAGCGCACAGCAUGAUUUCUGCUGCUAUCGAUCCGGUCAUAGGAAUGCUUGCAAAGGACAAAAGCUCAAGUCGACGCCGAUCGCGUUCCCAUUCACGCUCUAAGGAUCGUCGGUCUCGUUCCCGGUCCCGAAAGCGUUCCAAGUCACGCUCAAAGCGAUCUCGUUCACGGAAACGAUCGCAUAGUCGUUCGAAGCGUUCCCGUAGUCGUUCCAAGCACUCUCAUACAAAGCGCUCUACUUCGCGUAGCAAGCGUUCCCGCUCCCGAUCCAAACGUUCGCGAUCCCGUGACCGUCGCAAGCGCUCUCGUUCUAGAAAUCGCAGCCGCUCCCGAUCCCGCGAUCGUCGUCGUUCACGUUCUCGUUCCAACCGCAAGCGUUCUCGUUCACGCGAGCGACGUGAUCGCAGCCGCGAUCGCAAGAAGACCCAUCGCAACAAAGAGGAACGUCGACGUCGCUCGCGAUCUCGUUCUCGAAGCCGCAAACGGUCGUCGUCUCGUAGCCGAUCUAGCCGAACGAAGGAUUCAACGCGUUCGUCAAAGAAACGUAGUCGAUCGCCGGAUAAACGUUUGAAGAAAAUUUUGGAGGAAAGCGUAAGUCGUGAUUAUGACGCCGAAGAACGCAUUGGUGGGGGCGACGAUGAUGCUGGUGCUAGUGGUAACGGGAAUGGCGGCGGGAGCGAGAGUAGUUCCGUAAUGGUAACUGCAUCAAAAGGUUCCCCCCCUCCGCCACGCGAGAAAGCGACCAGCCCGACGGCGGAAACGGACAACAUGGACAUUUCCAAUUCGCCGUAGAAUAUGUCGGUAAGCGCCAGAAGUGUUUCUGAAAAUUAGAUCAUGAUUAAUUAUUACUAUAUGCUCUUGACGGAGGCAAACUGUAUUCUUCUACCGGUUUACAGUACGUAUAAAGUCGAUUGAUUGUAACUGCUUGAAAUGAAAUCAGAUGUGAGAAUAAAAGUCGGACACUUGCUAUGCUCGCA